AUAAACAAUAUAAUUUAUUAACACUAACAAUACAAACAUAAACGCAGUGCAAUACUAAAACAUAAUACGGUGCAAACAAACCAAACCAAACCACCCACAGAUAACAGUAUAUACAAGCAAGCGUCGUCAGGCAGGCCGGGUCAAUAUCAAUUGGGCAGGUAGGUACAGGGGGAGCAAGCGGAGAAUGGUCGGGGUCACAGGCCAGGUUCAGCAGGUAGCAAGCGGCAUAGUACAGAGGGUCAGGCAGAGGGAUGGUCCGGGUCACAAGCCAGGGAUCAGAACAGGUAGCAAGCAGCGUAGUACAGAGGAUACAGGGCCCAGGACAAACACAACACCAAGGCAGAGUCUGCAAGUCUGGCCA
Molecule: messenger RNA, 361 nt
Organism: Staurois parvus
Lineage: Eukaryota; Metazoa; Chordata; Amphibia; Anura; Ranidae
Source: the annotation of a GenBank genome assembly